Molecule: messenger RNA, 2440 nt
Organism: Glycine soja
Lineage: Eukaryota; Viridiplantae; Streptophyta; Magnoliopsida; Fabales; Fabaceae
Product: TBCC domain-containing protein 1-like
Exons: 9
Coding region: 287-1984 (565 amino acids)
Source: RefSeq, a predicted model, not a curated record
UAGUUGUACCUCAAUGAAAAAUUCCGUGCCACAACAGAAUUGCAUGAGAAAUACUACCUCCGACUAGUACAAAUGCAUUUAAAUCCGUUCUGAAAAGUUAACCAAUUUGCCACUGUUCAGACUCAACCAAUCAAAAUACGCCACGUAGCCAUACAACCAUACAGUGAACUCCACCAGAAGGCACCCGCAUCUCUCUCUUCUCCCUCUACUUGUUCCCGAAUCAAAGAUCUGCAACUCUCUCUCUCUCUCUCUCUCUCUCUCUCAUGAUUUUUCCCUCGGCGUUGCCAUGACGGAACCAACAGAGCCAUCCACGUCAUCUUCAUUGGCGAGGGACCCAACCACCGUGGUUCACCCAAGGCGCGAGCCCUUCGAGCACGGCCUCUUGCCAAUCCCGCGCCUCAUCUUCUCCGACCCGGCGCAAACCCUAAUUCCGUUGAAGCAGAAGCUUCUCGAGUUAUCCUCCAACCAGCGAGUCGACUUGGCGGCAAUCUCCGAGUCACUGCAGAUCUCCAUUGAGCACGCCAGGCUCGUCCUCGAUACCCUCGCCUCGAUUCUGCACUCCGACUCCGAACCUCUCGUCGUCGCCAAUCUCGUCGAAAUCGAUUCCGUCGGCGUCGACGUCCAUGAUUUGGUUUUGUUCCUCUACAUUCAAUCCUACAAGAGGCUCCUCCCGCGCACGCAUAAGGACUCCGCCGCCGUCACCGACGUCUGGCCUUCCACCUCCGCCUUCGAUGGCUACUUGUCCGCUCUCUCGCCGCUUCAGCUCGUACGCAGCAACAGUCGGCGGUUUAUGCCGUCCCAGGCUGAUGAAGAGGCGCAUCAGUUGUCGUAUCUGCAAAAGCACUUGGCUAACAUUGUGUCUCUUCUAGCAGAGCCUGUGGAGGGAGAAGGCGAUGAGUCCCUGGUUUUAACCAUGGAUAGAUUUGAGCAUCUUGGGUUCCUAAUUCAGUUUGGUGAUAAGGGAUCAGAAGGAAAUUCGUUUAGUCAAUGUUCUCCUUUUUUUGCAAACUCAGACCCUGACAUGCCUGCUGUUCCUGUUCCUGCCGCACAAGUUCAUGAUUGGCUUCUGCAAAAUGUAGCGGCUGCUUUGGAAUAUAUUUCUGAACGGACUUCUUCAAAGGAAAAUGGCCCAGCUAGUGCCUCUGAUCAGGAUGUUGCCAUGACUGAUGCAAGCACUGUCUCAGUUAAGGUCUCAACAGGUACUAGAGGGGCAAGUUUCAUUGAAGGGAUCUCUAAAUCGUCAUAUGCGAAGCAUGCAUCUGACAUUAAAGGUUCCUCUGUUAAGGUUCUAAAUUGCCACGAAUCUGCCAUCUACAUCUUAGCACCAUUGAGAUAUGCCACUGUCUAUGGAUGCUCAGAUGCAACAAUAGUUCUAGGAGCAGUUGGCAAGGCUGUGAGAGUAGAACACUGUGAACGAGUUCAUGUAAUUGUAGCAGCAAAACGUAUUUGUAUUGCUAAUUGCCGUGAAUGUGUUUUCUUUUUGGGGGUGAAUCAGCAACCACUUAUUGUUGGUGAUAACCAUAAGCUGCAGGUGGCUCCCUAUAAUACAUUUUAUGCCCAAUUGGAGGAGCAUAUGAGUGAAGUUGGAAUUGUGCCCACAGUGAACCGAUGGAAUGAACCUCUAGCAUUAGGCAUGGUUGAUCCCCAUGAUUCAUUAUCUCAUCCAGCUGGUGUCUCUGAUGUUCAAGCUGAGUCUGCUACACUGGUGGACCCUGAUCAGUUCACUAAUUUUGUGAUUCCAAGCUGGCUUGUAGAAGAGUCCACUGGGUCUACAAAAGACAAUCCAUUCACGUUACCAGAUGCGUAUAUGGCAUCUCAGCAUAAAAAUCACAAAAAUUUAGAGGAGAUAAGGCAACUCUUACGAGAAGCAUCUUUAGAAGAAAGUCGCAAACGAGAAUUGUCAUCUGCGCUCCAUGUCUACUUCAAGGACUGGUUAUAUGCUUCGGGAAACAUUCGUCAGCUUUACUGUCUACAAGGUGAUUGAUCUUUGUCAGGCAAUGCAAUGGCUCAGUGAAUGAUGGUACAGGAACGAGGUUUCUGGCUUCCUUUUUGAACUUCCUCUUCAAUUCCUCUCGACAAUUCUAUUGGCCGCAUAGGUAGCUGAGAUCAUUAUCAGAUGACGUGAAUUAGAGUGCCCACAUAUUUAUGCCGUGACAUCACCGGUGCACAGAAUCCAAUGAAAAAUACAGUUGCUAAUCUGAUUGUAAUAUUUUUUUGUGAAAAUAAUUACUGUAAUGUAGUAGUAUUUUGUUAGCCUAAAUUAAUGGUCUUUGUGAAAAAUUCCAGCUGCCAGCAUCUGGUGUACUGCUUUUCAUGUCUUCCAACUUCGAGUUGUUCCAUUUAAUUAAACUUCCCGAGUGUCUGUUGGGUCCUCUCGCUUUGCGAAUUUACCUUGUAGCAUUCUGAAUGAGAAGUAAUGAGCGAGAAUGGGUUGGAGAUU